Messenger RNA from Toxoplasma gondii ME49, 3888 nucleotides. RefSeq names its product dehydrogenase E1 component family protein. Gene Ontology annotation, molecular function: oxidoreductase activity, acting on the aldehyde or oxo group of donors, disulfide as acceptor. NCBI's taxonomy places the organism in Eukaryota, Apicomplexa, Conoidasida, Eucoccidiorida, Sarcocystidae. The record is from RefSeq and is a predicted model, not a curated record. Gene Ontology annotation, biological process: branched-chain amino acid catabolic process. Bases 1 to 1716 code for a protein of 571 amino acids. The transcript has 9 exons.
AUGCGGUUUUUCGCGCCUGCCUCGAUAGAGGGCGGCUCCGCUUCUUCCGUCGUUUCUUCGUGUGUCCUCCCGCGCCGUCGCUCGACUUGGACCUUCCUUUUCUCGCGCUGUUCCUCGUCACCGAACAACACUUUUUUCGCCCUUGUUUCUGCUCUGAGUUGCGAAGGCUCCGUGGACCGGCCCUCUGAGCCGACUUCUUGUUUCGACUUUUCGCCGGCCUCACGCGUGUUCAAUCGGCGGCGCCCGUCGGUCCUUGUCUCUCGCUUUCUGCUUCCCUGCAAACUCAUACCGUUUUUUCUGGACACCUCGACCCCUGCGCAAAAGAUGGCGCACACGGCCUCCUCGUUCUUCAGGCGGCUUCUGCAGCCCGCCGGCGCCUCGCGGCUUUUCUCUGCCCCUGUUGUUGGGCAGCACCCCGUUUCCCUUCUCAAAUCCUCUUCCGUUUAUGCCCAAAAAUCAGCCAGCCGCCUCUUCAGCGCCGGCGUGCGAACGUUCUCCAGCGCCGCAGCAGGCCCCCGCGAGGAAGCGUACCACGCCGGGCUGAUUCACACCCAGUUCACAACCGACAUGAACAUCAGCAACGAAACUCCCGUCAUUCCCAUCUUCCGCAUCCUGGACUACGACGGACAAAUCGCGGACGGCUGGCAGUGCCCCAUGACCAAUGACGAGGUUCUCGAGGCCUACCAGUUCAUGGUCAAACUGAGCAUCUGGGACAACAUGUUCUACAGCGUCCAGAGACAAGGACGUAUUUCCUUUUACAUCCAGAAUCAGGGUGAAGAAGCGCUGCAGACGGCUGUUGGACUUGCUCUUGACAAGAAAGAUCAUCUCUUCUGCCAGUACCGAGAACUUGGAGUCCUCAUGCUUCACGGCUUCACUGCAGAAGACGCUCUGGAGCAACUCUUCGCGAGGAGAGGCGACGAAAGCAAGGGCCGACAAAUGCCCAUCUCGUACAGCAAACACUCCGUGAACCUCCACACGAUCUGCACCCCUCUCACUACUCAGGUCCCGCACGCGGCGGGUGCCGGCUAUGCCUUCAAGCUCGCAGGCGACGACCGCAUUGCUGUUGCUUUCUUCGGAGAAGGUGCGGCAAGCGAGGGCGACUUCCACGCAGCAAUGAACUUCGCCGCGACUCUCAAGAGCCAGACUUUAUUUGUCUGCAGAAACAAUGGCUACGCCAUCAGCACACCUGUGAAGGACCAGUACGCAGGAGACGGCAUUGCGAUUCGAGGCAUUUCCUACGGCAUGCACACGAUCAGAGUGGAUGGCAACGAUUUGUUCGCUUCUCUCCUAGCCACCAAGAAGGCGAGGGAAAUCAUCGUCUCUCAACGCCAGCCAGUCCUCAUCGAAUUCAUGACUUACAGAGUCGGUCACCAUAGUACCUCUGACGACAGCUUCCAAUACAGGCCGAGUGGCGAACUGGAAGCUUGGGGUCAAUCCGGCAUUCACCCGAUAGCACGCGUCCGUCGCUACCUGGACAACUUGAAUCUCUGGAGUGACAAGCAAGACGAGGAACUUCGCAAAGACGCUCGUGCUACGAUGCUGCGCAUGAUGAAAGUUGUGGAGAAGGACAAGCGUUCCGCCGUCAUCGGAGGCAUUUUCGACGACGUGUACGACAAGGAGCCGUGGAACUUGAGAGAACAGCGAGAGAGCCUGAAAGCUUUUAUGGAGAAGAACAAGCAGCACUACCCCCAACUGAAGGAAUACGAGUCUCUGUAGAAAACAGAGACGAGGAGACAGAAGGCGCGAGAAGAGAAGGCGAAAGAGGAGAUGUAAUCAGAGAAGGACAGAAAAAAAGAUAAACGGAGAGGCCAGAGGAGACGGGUGACGUGCAAGAGGAAACGAGAACUCGGAACCAGCCGCGCGCGACAGUUACCACAUGGCGAGGUCGGAUACGCGAAUCGAGCACUGCGUUGGUGUGUCAUGAAAACGCGAGUUUGCCCACAAUGAAAGAGUGGACCGGUUUUUAAGACACGCGACAAAGAGAGACACACGGUCCUCCUGGGCGUCCAGGGAAGACGACGAGAGAGCAACCCAGUUCUCUCCACACGGUCUUUGCUCUCCGUGCACACUGCAAUGUAUAUAUAUCCACCUAGUUUCUGCACGCAAGGCUUGUGAAAGUAUACGGACAUGUUGUGUCUUUCAAACUUAUGUUGCGUAAAUGUAUCAACAUAGAUCUAGAUAUGUUUUUUAGGGGCUGCACGCGAACAACCUGCACUUGAGCGUGAUUUCUUGCACUUGGGAUAUCUACGAGUCUGGUGGAAGCAAAACGGCGCGAUUCGAGAAGAAAUGCCUCUUCGUGUUGCACUUACUCUUUCUCGCGUUUUUCGGAAUGAACAGCGUGGCAGGAUAUGGUUUCGUUCAAAAAGAAAAAGAGCGUCUGAGUCUCCGGAAAGAGACAACUAAGAAGUCUGUCUCGCCAGAUGCAAAUGCACCUGCAAAUCUGUGCAUCUUCGUAGAAGUAUGUUAUACAGCCUUAAACAUGUGAGCAACAAUAAAAACGCAACUCUACGCCAGGGCACAUGUACACAUCGCUACAUGUAAAUAUAUGUAUAAAUAUGUAUAUAUAUAUAUGAAUAUAUUUAUAUGUAUAUAUAUGUAUGUGCAUGUGAGUGUAUCUGUGCGUGCGCGUAUGUGUAGAGUGUCUGCACAUCUUGGAGUUGUGGGAGACUGCAGCUGUGUGAGGGUUCGGGAACGGCGGCGUCUUUGUGAAACGCGUUCUCUUCGUUUCUGCUGUGUUUCGCUGAAGAGACGAGAGAGUGUUGUCCAACUGAGAGCUCGCGCGCUCCAGGGUCCGUUCGGCUUAUAUUCGGAUGAGACAGGCGUUCCCAAAGAGAACACCUAGCCCCCUCGAGCGACGCAGGGAGAAACCGGCGAAGCGUGUGGAGAGAGCCUUUGCGUGUUCGAGUGCCGCAGGGUCGUUAACGCGUUUCUGUUAGAGAGGCCCCAGCUCUCCUGCGUUUGCGAAUGGUGUCUUCUCAGUCUUGACAGACAUUUGCUUGAACACUCAUGCGAGGCGAAACUCACGCGUUCCUGUAUCCAGAAAGAGAUCUUCGCUGGAGGUGCGCGGCCGUACCCGGCGACGCUGAGUCACAUCGGCGACAAACGAAGCGCACAAAUACGGCACCAUCUUCUCUUUCCUCUGUCUCUCCCGUUCUCUCACGAACUCUUCUUCUCUGUCUUCUCAGCUAGUCCGGAGGAGCGCUUGACGCAACUCCAUGGCCCAGACACCAGCACAACACAAGGUCGCUCAGACAGAGCUCGUUGCAGAGAGGAGCUCCCGUGUGUCAACGUGGAGUUGUCGUCGUGACUCUGCUGGACUGGCCCACUGCUUCUCUCGGGGAUCUAAACCAGUAGUCCACCUCGUAGUAUAUACUCCCGUGAAAAAGGGAGUUUCUAUAAACUUAGGAAUCUCAUUUUAUAAUGUGUAACAGGGAGUGAACUGACCACGGCGCAUGCAAACGCUCGGAGAGACGUGAGCCUCCACAGCACUCGUUCCUCGGAGAGAUCUCCUGGUCGCGACUGUCGACCCUCUCGGUCUCGCUCGACAGAUUGCUCUUUCUCCCUCUUUCUGCACAUGUCCUUCUCCUUUCCUUCAGCGAACAAGGAAAGACAGAGGGAGAAACUCGAGAGGAAGGUCACUGGCAGGCAGGAAGGGAGCAUGCAGAGCGAAAGAAAACGGAGAGAAGACAGAAAAAACGAGACGGACGAGAAAAGACGAAGGAAGAGACAGAGAACACGCAGAGACUCAGAAGGACACCAAAGGGGAGAGCGAGAAGAAGAGGAGAGAAACGCGACAAAGAGAAAAAUGAGAGAAAUAAACGACAUGUGAUAAAGCCAUUUUUUCGGAGUGCGAAGAGUAGAAGUGUGCAUGUCUCGUGGCAAAAAGCG